Gracilinanus agilis (Agile Gracile Mouse Opossum) is the source of this 1049-nucleotide messenger RNA. Its product is annotated as tetratricopeptide repeat protein 23-like. The transcript is spliced from 7 exons. Gene Ontology annotation, molecular function: protein binding. The record is from RefSeq and is a predicted model, not a curated record. The coding region runs from base 480 to 1013 and encodes 177 amino acids. Lineage: Eukaryota; Metazoa; Chordata; Mammalia; Didelphimorphia; Didelphidae.
ACAAGUUGCUUUUUCAGGAAAUGGUUGUCCAAAUUUAGUUUGAAGUUCUUUGAAUUUCGUAAUUUCCAUGGCCAUUAGACUAUAAAAAGAAGUAUGAAAUACUAAAACAAUAAUUAAAGUGGCUUAGAAAGUUGCAAAUAGCCGGCUAUGCAAUUUCCCUAACUGUGAAGUGGAGCAGCUUCUCGGAAUCCAAUAAUUACAAUAUAAAUAUAUUUUUUGGUGCUGUAUAAUGAUAUUGCUGCUAUCUCAGUAAAGAAGCUCUCAUUUUCAAGAAGACUGAUUCCAUGAUCAGGUACCUAGGCCCUUCUUAUUCUCACCAUCAUCCCCCUGUCAAAACCUGCUCUGGAGAAAGGAUCUUAAAACCUUUCAAACUGAACUAAUAACAUGCUUAAAAUUAUCUCCUCCAAAUGAAGGCAGUGUAUAACAGAAAAUGCAAGAGGAUCAAGAAACUCAAAUUUCCACUCAGCUAACUGAAACCAAUGAUGUUCUCCACGCAAGACCUAGUAGGUUACAAAAUGACCUGCCCAAUGAUCCUAUUACAAUCUCCUAAACAGAAACUUCUGGAAUGUGAACAAAAAGCAAAGUUUCAUUUCAGCCGUCACCAAUAUAAAGAAGCUAUAAAAGCGCUGGUGCGUUGUGUGGCAUUAUCAAGAAUUUGCUAUGGAGACCAUCACUGGAAACUAGCAGAAGCACAUGUUAAUUUGGCUCAAGGUUAUGUGCAGCUGAAAGGACUGUCAUUGCAAGCAAAACAACAUGCAGAAAAAGCCAGAGAAAUUCUUCUCACCAAUUCACUUUUACCUUCCUCUGAAGAAAACAUAAAUAUUUUCAAGUGUUCCAUUGACCUUUUCCAUACUUUGGGGAGAGCUCUAACUAAACUUCAGAAAUUAAAGGAAGCCUCACAGAGUUUAACAAAAGCUGACAGACUUUCACAAGAACUGUUGAACCAUGGAAAACUUGUCAAGGAAGAAUGGAUAGAAAUUCAAGCCAAGAUCAAAUUGUCAUUUGCACAGUAAGUUAUUAGUUCUGGUUAUGAGAGCUAUGAUGUUGAA